Nannochloropsis gaditana CCMP526 is the source of this 1188-nucleotide messenger RNA. It is a transcript of the gene CPSF1, whose product is annotated as cleavage and polyadenylation specificity factor subunit 1. Bases 1 to 1188 code for a protein of 395 amino acids. The record is from RefSeq and is a predicted model, not a curated record. Gene Ontology annotation, cellular component: nucleus. The transcript has a single exon. Gene Ontology annotation, molecular function: protein binding; nucleic acid binding.
AUGGGGGGGGCGCCUUUCGGAGUCACGUCCGUGAUCCCUCUGGAGCCCUUUGAGCGGGGCUUGGCCCUGAUGGUCUACCACCGACGGUCCCCGUCCACCCCCGCCUUUCCCCCGGGGCCGCCCUCCCACCAAUCCCAUUUUCGAGAACGCUACCCGAAUCGGGCCCCGCCCCCCGCCGACCUCCCUCCCUUCCAGGCCGCCGAUACCUACCUGGCCGUCGGCACGUGCACUGUCCGGGCCAAAGGCGAGGACGUGCCCAGCAAGGGGCGGCUGCUCAUGUACCGGAUCUCGCUCGAUCCGUACGCGGGCCUGACGUCUCCCCCCACCCUCACCCUGGUCGACCAGUAUUCCCAACGUUCGGGUCCCCCCACGGCCAUUGCCCAGCUGGGUCCGCACAUCAUCAUCGCUGCGGGCCCGACCCUCUGGGUGUAUGCCUUCUCGGCCCGGGAGAAACUCAAGCCGAUCGCCUUUUACGACGCAGAUUUUUACGUGGUCUCCUUGCGGGUCGUGAAGACGCUGGUGGCGGUCACGGACGCCUACCAUUCCGUCCACCUCCUUCGCUGGCACGAGCACGAUCCGGCCCACACGCUGGAACUGAUGGGAAAGGACUAUUCACCCAUCGUCUCCGCGCAACCGGGAGGCUCGCACUUUGUCGUCGAUCCACCCUCCCUGGGCAUGCUCGUCGGGGAUUCCCGGGGCAAUCUGCAACUGUUACAGUACGAUCCUGCCGACGUGGAGUCCCGAGGAGGAAACCGGUUGGUACGACGGGCGGACUUCCACCUCUCCCACCGCCUGUCCUUCCUCCAACAUACACGGAUGGCCGAGGUACCUCGCCCCGGUGCUUAUCGAGCCGGAGUCCGAGUCAUGGUGUUCGGGAGCGUGGAGGGAGGAGUCGGGGCGCUGGUGCCGGUGGAGGAAAAAGUCUACCGGCGCUUGUACGCCCUCCAGGCCGUGAUGGUCAAUGCUUUGCCGCACGUGGGGGCCUUCAAUCCCCGAGGUUUCCGGCUGGUGGAGGCGCGUGGAUGGGCGCAAGGCCGGAAAAAAGGGACGCUGGACGGGGAGUUGCUGUGGCGGUUCGCAGGCUUAAGUGUGGGGAAACAGGAGGACUUGGCGAGUGCGAUAGGGACAAGCAGGGAGAUGGUUCUGGAGUCUUUGUUGGAGGUGGAUAUGAUGACGUGGACGCUGUAA